AUGCUAUUCGGAGAUCUCUCACCACCACUGGACCGAGUGGGCAAAAAGGUAGUAGCCCUCGGUGUAUCUAUUGCCUUGGGUGUUCCCCUAUCAAUCUACCUGUGGCAGAGAGACGGCCCGAAAAAGUCUAGUGACAACGCCGUUGGCGAGCCUCGUGGGGCCAAUCAAGAGUAUACACAAAAUGCGGAGGGCAACCAGGGUGACGAGCGGACAGUUAAGGGACAAGAUUCCAACCCGAAUAAGUUCGCUCAUGAUGAGCCUCGAGCCAUGGGUCCUGCGAAAGGACCCACAAGCAUGUCAUUCAAGCAGCAGGGUCUCUCUAAUGCUGAUACCAUGAACCCAUAUAUCAACGAACCCGGCAAGAGUGAAAAGGGCGAGGGUGAGACGGAGACCGCAAAGUUAAAGGGUACGGUGAAGCCUGAACGGCCACAGGUUUGA
Penicillium robsamsonii is the source of this 438-nucleotide messenger RNA. RefSeq lists its product as uncharacterized. The transcript has 3 exons. The record is from RefSeq and is a predicted model, not a curated record. The coding region runs from base 1 to 438 and encodes 145 amino acids. Lineage: Eukaryota; Fungi; Ascomycota; Eurotiomycetes; Eurotiales; Aspergillaceae.